Annulohypoxylon maeteangense is the source of this 2682-nucleotide messenger RNA. Its product is annotated as glycoside hydrolase family 3 protein. The coding region runs from base 354 to 2648 and encodes 764 amino acids. The transcript is spliced from 6 exons. Gene Ontology annotation, biological process: glucan catabolic process. The record is from RefSeq and is a predicted model, not a curated record. Gene Ontology annotation, molecular function: beta-glucosidase activity. NCBI's taxonomy places the organism in Eukaryota, Fungi, Ascomycota, Sordariomycetes, Xylariales, Hypoxylaceae.
GGCAUAUCUGAUUCGUAAUAAAAGUUCGGUUUCCUAAUAUGAUCUAUCAACAUGUAAAUACCAUUUUUAUCUUCAAUCACAACACGCGGAGUGAUUUCCACAAUCGAUAUUGAAGAACAGGGACCGGGAAGCCGGGUAGGAGGCCCGGAGCGGUGAGGACUCCCAGAAUCUCACUCCGCACUGGCCGAAUUGCCAAGUAGACGUAGCGUCAUCGAAUCCAUGUCACCAUGCAGGCAUUCGGGACAAAGAAAUCAUGUCAAAUAGAACCUAAACCUCCACAUUUAGAAGAGAAUUCGGUCCCUCACCCUUUGUCCAAGUCUGCUUCCCUAAUGCACUGACAUAGCGUAGCCUCGAUGUUGUCUUCGUUGGUAGCGGCUCUAUUAGCGCCGCCCGUCGCAUCUGCGGCUUCGGGUUAUGUGCAAUCACCACCAGUUUUCCCCUCCCCAUCCGGGAAAGGUGUAGGUGUGUGGGCAGGCGCAUACGAGAGUGCCCGUGAAUUCGUAGCUCAGAUGACACUAGAAGAAAAGGUCAACAUCACGCGCGGUUUCGCCGUUGGCGAUAAUACUUGUGCUGGUAAUACAGGAACUGUACCCCGGCUAGGAUGGCCGGGCAUGUGUCUUCACGAUGCCGGAAACGGAGUCAGGGCUACCGAUCUAGUUAAUUCAUACCCGUCGGCAAUUCAUGUCGGCGCUAGUUGGGAUAGGAACUUGACGUACGAAAGAGCCUAUUACAUGGGACAGGAGUUUAAGGCAAAGGGAAUCAAUGUUCUGCUUGGACCUAAUGCUGGUCCUCUGGGACGAAGCCCCUUAGGCGGGAGAAAUUGGGAGGGUUUUUCGGUUGACCCGUAUUUGUCUGGACAAUUGAACGCCGACACAAUUGUUGGUCACCAAGAUGCUGGUGUAAUUGCAAACAUCAAGCACUUCAUUGCAAAUGAACAAGAAACCUACAGGCGGCCAUAUUUUGGCGUCGAGGCAGUUUCCGCUAAUAUCGACGACAAAACUCUCCAUGAAUUUUACCUCUGGCCAUUUAUGGAUGGCGUGAGAGCCGGUGUGGCCUCGGUUAUGUGUUCAUACAACCGAAUCAACAGCACGUAUGCAUGCGAGAACAGUAAAUUACUGAACGGAGUCCUCAAAUCAGAUCUCGCAUUUGACGGAUUCGUACUCCUUGACUGGAACGCCCAACACAAUCUCGAGAGUGCGAACGCAGGACUGGAUAUGCUCAUGCCCGGUGGUGGGUUUUGGGGAAACAACUUAACCCAGGCUGUUCACAACGGAUCUGUUACUGAGGACAGAGUCACUGAUAUGGCAACUAGGAUUUUGGCUGCUUGGUACUUCGUUGGCCAGAAUGGCACCAACUUUCCGGUUCCAGGUAUUGGGAUGAAAAAUCUCACUAAACCACAUGCACAAGUAGAUGCGCGUGUCCCUGAGUCAAACGCGGUGAUAUUAGAAGGUGCGAUAGCCGGACAUGUUCUAGUGAAGAAUGAUGGCUCCUUACCAUUCAAGAAGAAGCCGGUUAUGUUAUCGGUCUAUGGGUAUGAUGCGACGGUUCCCGAUACUAAGAAUACGGAUAAUCUCUUCCAAUUGGGUUAUACUUCCUCUCCUGAGAUGGGCCAAGCAGUGUUAGGCACUGAAAGACAUUUUGACCAAGCUGCGAAAGGGGGCACAAUUAUCACAGGUGGAAGAGCUGGCGCUAACGGCCCAGCUUAUAUCGAUGAUCCGUUGAGUGCUAUUCAACAUAGAGCAAAGGCCGAUGGCACUUGGGUUAAUUGGGAUUUAAUCUCACCUAACCCUGAUGUGAAUGCAGCAUCGGAUGCUUGUUUGGUUUUCAUCAACGCCAUCGCGACAGAAGGGUGGGAUCGAGAUGGACUCCACGAUGAUUUCAGCGACGGGCUCGUCCUCAACGUGGCUUCCAAGUGUAGCAACACCAUUGUUGUGAUCCAUGCCUCAGGAGUGCGCCUCGUUGACCAAUGGAUCGAACACCCAAAUGUCACCGCUACUAUCAUUGCCCACCUACCUGGUCAAGAUAGCGGGGAAGCUCUGGUCAAACUUCUCUAUGGAGAAGCUGGUUUCUCAGGAAAGCUUCCUUACACGUUAGCUAAGAACGAAAGUGACUACGCAGUCUACUCUCCUUGUGGCAGAGGUCCAUCUAACUCUACAGACCCACAAUGCGACUUCACCGAGGGCGUAUAUGUCGACUACCGCCAUUUCGAUGAGAAGAAUAUCGCACCUCGUUAUGAAUUUGGCUAUGGACUAUCAUAUACGACGUUUAAUUAUUCUUCGCUUGCGCUUGAGCAGUUAGGACUUAAUUCUGAGGCUCGGAGCGCGUCUAUUCCAAGUAACGCCGAUAGCUUGUGGGAAGUUGUGGCUACGGUGAACGUGACAAUCACCAAUUCAGGGGCUGUAGCUGGCGCCGAAGUAGCCCAACUCUAUCUCGGCAUACCAAACAGCCCUCCAAAGCAGUUACGUGGCUUUGAUAAGGUCAAUCUUCAGCCGGGCGAAUCGGCUGAAGUUACCUUUGAGCUUACAAGGAGAGAUUUUAGCGUUUGGGAUGUCGUUACCCAGGGUUGGGCCGUACAGGACGGUGACUACGAUGUAUAUGUUGGAGCAAGUAGUCGAGAUAUUAGAUUGACUGAUAGUAUUUCUAUUUAGUUGGUAGCAAUACACUCAAACAUAAACAUCUUAA